Messenger RNA from Drosophila gunungcola (fruit fly), 2548 nucleotides. RefSeq names its product transcription factor SPT20 homolog (gene Acp36DE). The transcript has a single exon. Bases 42 to 2423 code for a protein of 793 amino acids. Lineage: Eukaryota; Metazoa; Arthropoda; Insecta; Diptera; Drosophilidae. The record is from RefSeq and is a predicted model, not a curated record.
UUUGGCUUGAAUUUUGCUUUCCAAAGAGAACCAACUUCAAGAUGUGGAUCUUGCCGUAUCAGCAGCUCCUCCUCAGCUUUUGCCUCCUCAGCACAUUGAUGCCCAGUGAAUCCUUUUUCGUCAGAGAUAAAAUUCAUAGAGUUCGCGAAAGGCUCAGAAGUCUUAUUACACCCCCAGUAGUUGAAUCUGGCUUGAUUACAGUAGAGCACCCUCAUUUGAUUAAAAUAGAUCCGCAUCAGGUGUAUAACGAAAAAAAGCCUCAGGUGAUUGAAAUACACCAUCAAUUGAUCCACGGACAGAAUCCUUCGAUAAACCAUAUUGGAAUUCAUCCAUUUCCGAUAAUUAAGAAUCCCGGUAUCACAUACGAACAUCGACCAAAUUCCAUUAUUGUUCCAGGAAUCGGAUACCAUGAAUCUGUGAACUCAUUAAAUACUAACCAACAAAUUUCGCAGUCGCAAAAUCAGCUGACCAGCCAAAGUCAAAUGGCACAAUCUCUGACGAAUCAGCAAAUUAUUUCGUCGGGAAAUUCGAUGGGACGAGGCUCAAUAAUGCCAGUGCUCCAUCCAUCCUUAGGAUAUCAAAAUAAUAUCCAACAACAGUUGCAGUCACAAAAUCAACAGGCCAACUCAGGACAAUCACAAUUACAAACACAAUCACAAUUACAAGCUCAGCAAUUGUUCCACGGUGCAAAUAAUAUUCAGUCUCAAAAACAGCUUCAAAAUAAUUUUAACAUUCGAUUGGAUAUACCAAGAUUAAGCGAAAACCAAAAACGGAUUGAGCUUAGCCCAGUGAUUACAAAUCCUAAUGUGUUCAUUAUUCCUCGGGAUGGAGGUCUUAAUAUUUCGCCAGAAUUGCAGUUGCGAUUGGAUAACCUGAAACAGGCAUUAUCACAAUCACAGUUACAGUCACAGUCCCAGUCACAAUCGCAGUCGCAGCAACAGCAACAGCAACAACAACAGCAACAGCAACAACAACAGCAACAACAACAGCAAAAACAACAGAAACAACAACAGCAACAACAACAGCAACAGUCGCAGUUGCAAAUUCUUUUGCAACCACAAAAAUUACGGGAGCAGCUGGAGUUGAAUAACAUGAAAGAGUCAUUGCCAAAACAUCAGCCACAGUCACAGUUACAGUCGCAGUCACAGUCGCAGUCACAAACGCAGUCACAGUCGCAGUCACAAACGCAGUCACAGUCGCAGCAAAAUUUACAGGGUUUACAGAAUCCCUUGUUAAUCAGACCACUGCAAAUAUCAAAUGGGUUCCACCUGCCAUUCUUUGAAAAAAAAUUACGUUUAAGAAAUGAAUUGAAAUUCCGAGACUUGAUGAGUGAGCUUAGAAAAUUGCAAAACUUGUUGCAGCAACACACCCAAGGUCAACGCCACCUAGAACUAUUGCAGCUUCAGAAGCAAUUGCAGGUCCGAUUGCAGGAGCAAUUACUGAAACAGGCACGGGAUGAAAUACUAAUAAAGUCACCAAACAGGAUGCAAGGUCUGCUCUGGAGACAGUAUGAACAGUUGCAAUAUGAACAGACACAAAGGGAAAGGAAGCGACAAGCAGUUGCAAGGGAAAUAGAGGAUCAACAGCGUCGAUCACAUGAGGAGCUAGCUAAACAACAAAUACUUAUGCAACAAUUAAAGAACCAACAACAAAUGGAUAAAAUACAGGAAGAAAUACUAAAACAGCAACAGAUAGAGAAACAACAUAAAGAGAUGCAAUUAUUGAAAGAUGCACAGUUAAAAGAGCAUCAAUUGAUAAUACAACGGCAAGUUCUGGAGAAACAGCGUGAGAUGAUGAAACGUCAAUUGAAAGAACUUCAAAUCAGGAAUGAACAAAAUCAAUUGGAAGCGCAUCAACGAAUAUCGGGGAACCAAGAGCAACCGCAGACACAGACUCAACAGCUUGGUGGCUUAAACUCACAGUCACAGUUACAGUCACAGUCUCAACAGCUUGGUGGCUUAAACUCACAGUCACAGUUACAGUCACAAUCACAAAAUAAUAUUCAAGGUUCUGCGUCACAGCAACAGCCACAGCACCAGGUUCAAAGUAAUCUAGUUGGUGGUGCCAUACAAAGUCUGCCACAACUAAAUGAGCAGAAUUCGGCAUUGCAAAAACAGUCACAAACACAAAUGCAAUCACAAGAUCAAUCACAAAACCAAGCACAAAUGCAAGCUCAAAAUCAAAUACUAGCUGAUGCUCAAAAUUCUGGAUCACUAGUUAGCUUCCAGUUGCUGAAUGAACAGAGUCUUUUGAAUUCAGCAUCAGGACUGUCGGGGUCUUCCCAUUCCUCCCACUCAUCGUCAUCGUCAUCGUCAUCAUCAUCAUCGUCUUCGUCGUCGUCGUCAUCGUCGUCAUCGUCUAAUUCCCAAUUACAGAACGGUGGAUCCGCUUUACUGAACGUAGUGGUCGGUUCAAAACGUUAAGAGCUUUGGCGCUAAACUGAAGCUACAAUAAUCUAAUCACAUAAUUAAAAUGAAUUCAAGCUCUUAUAUGCUUUGUCGAUUCAAUAUUACUAACAGCUAAUAAACAUAUGUUUUUAAUUUUCUCA